Molecule: messenger RNA, 699 nt
Organism: Penicillium oxalicum
Lineage: Eukaryota; Fungi; Ascomycota; Eurotiomycetes; Eurotiales; Aspergillaceae
Exons: 2
Coding region: 1-699 (232 amino acids)
Molecular function (GO): acyltransferase activity, transferring groups other than amino-acyl groups
Source: RefSeq, a predicted model, not a curated record
AUGUACCAGAUCCGCUACGCCACCGAGGCGGACAUGCCAGAACUAUGCGAAAUCAAUUACUCCAGUUUCAAACAAUAUCGCUUCCGUUCUGCCGUGUUCCCUGAAUCCGAUCCUCCGACUCUGAAACGUUUCAAGGCACUGAAUGGGAUGAAGCAAAUAGCCAACCCCGAGAUGCACGUUGUUGCGGUGACUGAUUCGACGACUGGCCAUAUUCUUGGGUAUGCCCGGUGGUUUAUUCCGGAAAUCCUCGGAGUGCCUCCACAUACCUGUUGCCUUAGUGAGGAGGGAGCGGCACAGGCGGCUGCUGCUGAAAGCCCAUUAACCCAUGCGCCUCGGCCUAUGAACGAAGGGCUUUUCUUCGCACCUCGAAAGCUCCUCGCGGGUACACGAAAGAGACACACUAUGGCUCGAGAUAUAGUUUUGGAUUUUCUAGCUACUCUACCUUCGCAUCGUGGUCGUGGAAUAGGCUCCGCACUGUUGGAGUGGGGCAUCGCGAUUGCGGACACUUUGCAUACUCGAAUUUAUCUCGAGGCCACACACGCUGGCUUGCCGUUGUAUCGCAAGUACGGGUGGAAGAUUGUGGAGCAGCUCGUUUUGGACCUAGAGUCAUAUGGGGAAUGUGGGCAGGAGAUAUUUACCCUCAUGUUGCGUGAACCGGUAUCACUCGAUCAUUCUGAACCAGCGAAGCUACUAAAUUGA